GAGAGAGAGAGAGAGAGAGAGAGAGAGAGAGAGAGAGAGAGAGAGGAGGAGUAGGAGGAGGUUGAAUAGACUAGUAAAGGAAGAAUAACGGCGGCUGGACUCUGAAGACAUGUGAACUGCCAUUAGCGCGAGUUCAUCACUAGCACAAGAAGAAAGAUUCUCGUUUUUAAUCGCCAUAUUUCACGGACGCCUGGUGUUGAUGAAGAGUUCUGCCUCACCGAGGACACAGAGGAAGUCCAUGGGUUCACCGUGCCUCAUACCGAGAGAUACAUGCUUGGAAUAUAAUUCACAUUAAAAGGGAAAUUCGCUAUCAAACCGCCAAUAUUUGGAAAAGACAGGGUCACCUGGACGCGUUCACGGACUGGUCAAACUCCCUGUCCUGCCUCAGAAUUAAAGGCCUCACCGUUAAAGUAGUUCACAGGCCCAUCUGACAUGGCGGACAGCGAAGACGCCUUUCGCCUCCAAAACUCUCCAAGUGACACGGAUGCAAAAGAUUUACAAAGCGACGGUAAAUCAGAAAAACAGAAUGGAGCCUCCAGCAAAUCUCCGUCAUCACAGACUACCUACAUUCAACAGGGAAUGGAAGGGAUCAAAGUAUACUUGCACGAGCGAGAGUUAUGGACAAAGUUUCAUGAAGUGGGGACUGAAAUGAUCAUCACCAAAGCAGGGAGGCGGAUGUUCCCAAGCUUCAAAGUGAAGGUCACCGGGUUGAACCCAAAAACCAAAUACAUUCUACUGAUGGAUGUAGUGCCAGCGGACGACCACCGCUAUAAAUUCGCCGAUAAUAAAUGGUCUGUGACAGGAAAAGCGGAACCUGCGAUGCCGGGAAGACUGUAUGUCCACCCAGACUCACCGGCCACCGGUGCACACUGGAUGCGGCAACUUGUGUCAUUCCAGAAGCUUAAACUGACAAACAACCACCUAGAUCCUUUCGGACAUAUUAUCCUGAAUUCCAUGCAUAAAUAUCAACCGAGGAUCCACAUCGUAAAGGCGGAUGAAAACAAUGGAUUUGGUUCCAAAAAUACCGCUUUCUGCACUCACGUGUUUCCAGAAACGGCGUUUAUUGCAGUCACGUCUUACCAAAAUCAUAAGAUUACCCAGUUAAAGAUUGAGAACAAUCCCUUUGCAAAGGGAUUUCGUGGAAGUGACGAUAUGGAGCUACAUCGCAUGUCAAGAAUGCAAAGCACCAAGGAGUAUCCAGUGGUCCCUCGCAGUUCUGUGCGCCAGCGGGUCGGCACCAGCCAGAGUCCGUUUAGCGGCGACGUACAAGGUCUGUCUACUCCUGGUGGCAUGAGCUCUCAGUACUCCUGUGAAAACGGGGUUACGAGCACAUCCCAAGACCUACUGCCUCAGUCAAGCUCCUAUCCUUUGCCCCAUGAACACAGUCAAGACUAUCACUGCAUCAAGAGGAAAGUGGAGGAUGACUGUCACACCAGAGAUCAUCCGUACAAGAAAACCUACGUGGAAAGUUCAUCCAGUGAGGACGAUCACUACUAUCGGCCUGUGAGCUACUCUCAGUCUCUGGGCCUCAGCGGUGCCCCCUACAGGACUGAGUCUGGUCAGCGGCAGGCGUGCAUGUACGCCGGUGCUUCGCAAUCCACUGAGCCGGUGCCUAGCCUGGAAGACAUCAGCUGCAACACCUGGCCAGGUGUCUCACCUUAUGGUAGCUGUUCCGUGACCACCAUGCAGCAGAUGGACCGGCUGCCCUAUCAGCACUUCUCUGCUCAUUUCACCUCAGGACCCCUGGUGUCCAGAUUGAGCGGCGUCGCAGGCCAUGCCUCACCACAGCUGGGCGACACACAUGCUAUGUACCAGGGCUCCAUGCCUCAUCAGCCGCUGGGUCGUCAGUGCAGCCCGAGCGCAGGGAUUCAGUCGCCAACCACCGGCCUGCAGGGGAAUGAGUACUUGUACACUCACGGGAUACCCCGCACGCUGUCCCCGCACCAAUACCACGCCGUGCACAGUGUAAGCAUCAUGCCUGACUGGAAUGAAGGCAGCUAAUUGGAUUCGCAUGAACAGAAGAAAAAAAACGCUCCCAUCAUGGUAUCUAGGAAAGACUCUUUCCUGCAUAUUUAUAUCUUUCAAAUCUACGCUGCCUUGUGAAACCUUGUGGCUUAGGUUAUGAAUGAAACCAUUGGACACUCAUGUCAGACAUCAGGCCAGUUAAACUGGCCAAGGCAGCAAUGAAUGUCCAAGAAAUAUUGGGAUUUUGUUUGUCACAGUGGACAGUAACAAGAGACUUACAUUUAUACAAAACUGUAUAACAGGGAAAACAAAGAGCAUUUCCCUUUCAAUGUUAGGGCAAAUGCGCAGAGAUGUCAGCAAUUUUAUUGACGAGACUUUUAUUAAAAAGAAGGAAAAAGAAGAUGAAAUGAAUCAAGGAAAAACAAUCCAGUUUUAUAGUAUUUUUUCAUCUCAUUUUUUGAGUUGUUUUUGACAUUAUUUUGAGCGUAUAUGAGCUGAUAUGUUAUAGAACGACUCUUUGGGAUCUUGUGUUUGAUGGUAAUGAGUCCUGACUUCUGUAAGUGUAGACUAAUGACAAAAAAAAAAAAGAAAAUGAAAACAUCUUCUGGUCAGUGAGCACCAUUUCUCUCAAAUCACAGCAGAUCUAUUGAAGUGCUGACUUUCAGUAGGUUUUGUUCAGGGAUAUAAUGCAAGUUUGUUUCACUUAAUGCAAUUUCUGAAGUAUAAUUGUUUUGGAAUUAUCAGUAAGUCCAUGAUACAAAAAGGUCAGUGUAAGAAAAUGGAUAAAUGGGCACUUUUUUAUAAAAAUGUUAGCUGGAAAUAUGGCACAGCACAAUACAAACCAAGACAUCCAUUUAAAGUACUUACCAUAUAAGCUAAUACUUGUUAUCAUGAACAUACUAAUGUAAUGUAACAUUACACAAUCUCUGUUAGUACACAGAUAAGUAACAUGUUCCAACAGUAAAGUGAUUGUCAUAAGCAGAGCACCAAUAACACAAAGUUAUUCUAAAGACUUUAGAAAACCUAUAGGAUACAACAAUGUUUUUGAUUAACCUGCAACAUUUAGCAACUAAACAUAACUUAUGUAAGGAAAUUUUUAUUUUUGGACACAUGUAGUCACCAGAUUUCUCCUGUUAAUAGUAUUUAUUUUUCUUGUAUUAUAAAACCUUCCAGUGUUUUACCUUCAAUGUCAUUUGCUAGUUCAUUAGUUGCUAGACAUUUACUUCUUUUUUUUUUUUCUUUUUUUUUUAUUACUUUGAGUUUAGGUAGACAAACUUUCUUUUUAGUUAAAAUAAGUAAUCAAUCUGGCCUAGAAUUUGGAAUGGGUAUGAAUAACUGUUAAAACAUACAAACAUGAUUUACUUGGCUGUGCAUAAAACAAAAAAUGUACAUAGAAAGCAGAAUAAAUGUAAAAGAUCCUU
This is a messenger RNA of Myxocyprinus asiaticus (Chinese sucker), 3386 nucleotides long. RefSeq names its product T-box transcription factor TBX5-A-like. Lineage: Eukaryota; Metazoa; Chordata; Actinopteri; Cypriniformes; Catostomidae. Gene Ontology annotation, biological process: cardiac left ventricle formation; pattern specification process; positive regulation of DNA-templated transcription. Gene Ontology annotation, molecular function: DNA-binding transcription factor activity, RNA polymerase II-specific; RNA polymerase II cis-regulatory region sequence-specific DNA binding. The transcript is spliced from 9 exons. The record is from RefSeq and is a predicted model, not a curated record. The coding region runs from base 433 to 2001 and encodes 522 amino acids. Gene Ontology annotation, cellular component: nucleus.